Messenger RNA from Schistocerca piceifrons (Central American locust), 771 nucleotides. RefSeq lists its product as uncharacterized. The record is from RefSeq and is a predicted model, not a curated record. NCBI's taxonomy places the organism in Eukaryota, Metazoa, Arthropoda, Insecta, Orthoptera, Acrididae. The transcript has 5 exons. Bases 1 to 771 code for a protein of 256 amino acids.
AUGGCGCGCAAGUCGUGCAGCGGGCGGCUGCAGCUGGAGCAGUCGCUGAGCCACGCCGCCGCCGUGGUGGAGGCGGCGCAGGAGAUGCGCGAACGCAGCCUGGCGGCCGAGCGCGCAGCGUACGAACUGCGCGCCCUGGCCGUGCGCGCCACCAGGGCCGCCAACAGCAUCCACGCCUCUGCCAGGGCAUCUGAUACAGCAACCGUCAUCCACAGUAUAAAUGAAUUAUCAGCAGGUGAUGCAGUGGGAUUUAGUGUUCUUCAACAUCAAGCAGAACGGCUUUUGUCUGUAAUUAGCCACGAAGCAAUUCAACAAUGUGUGGAUGACACAGAGCAUUUGCAAACAAGUGGACUGUCUGACAGAAUACUUCGUCUUGAAUCACGUGCUCGACCAGUGCAAGGUGUAGAUUCAUCUGUGAAUACUCGCGGGUCACGAUGUGACAUCGAUGAGCGUUAUCCCGAUAUGAGCAGCUCUCGGGAAUCCCUUAUGGAUCUGGCUAAUGUGGUGAGUCUGCCACCAGUGCCUGAGGACAGUCUUGGAAACUUCUACAAACUUGCUGUCAGAACGUCUAGCCUGUCAUCACUGAAAAACUUCCGCAAAGUAAAGCUGUGUUUGCAGCGUGCAUCCUCUGAGGAGGAUGAGGACAGUGAAAGUGAAGAACACAGCUUUGCUUCAUCGGAUGAGCAAGGAAGCAGUGACAAGGAAAUGAGGCCAGCUUUUCUGUCGCAAAAAAAGAACAUCAUGCUUGGUAACAUUAAAGAAGAAGUUUGA